AAAGAAUAAAUAAAUAAAUAAAUAAAUAAAAUUCGCGUAGUAAACAUGUUGGAGCAACCGAAAUACGAUUUCGACAUUUCGCGGAAGCGUCGUGAUUCGGGUUUCAACUUUCGUUCCGGGACCAUCGUUGUCGGCAUUAUAAACAUGAUUCUCUUGGCCCCGGCAGGAAUCAUCAUGGGAUUCAUCUUUUACGCCCCCUUCAGCCACUUUUACUUUAUCCAACAGGGUGCCAGGACGGACCAGGCGAGAGACACGUUGAAUGGUGAGUUAUAA
Molecule: messenger RNA, 273 nt
Organism: Notodromas monacha
Lineage: Eukaryota; Metazoa; Arthropoda; Ostracoda; Podocopida; Cyprididae
Source: the annotation of a GenBank genome assembly